Molecule: messenger RNA, 453 nt
Organism: Schistocerca americana (American grasshopper)
Lineage: Eukaryota; Metazoa; Arthropoda; Insecta; Orthoptera; Acrididae
Product: homeobox protein Hox-B3-like
Exons: 2
Coding region: 1-453 (150 amino acids)
Source: RefSeq, a predicted model, not a curated record
AUGUUUUGUGACUGUGACUCCACCCCUGCGGCCAACGAAACAAGCCAGGGUCGUGACAUAAAAACGGUAGUCAUUUCACAGGCUGUGACCGCGGCUGAGGGUCCGCACGCAAACGGCGCGACGGCAGCGACCGGAGAUCAAAGGGCGCGUUCGUGGAACCGGCUGCCACCCGACUCCUCGCGGCGACUGGGCGGCCGGGCCAUCACUCAGCCCGGCUAUCUGCCGCAUCAGCCGCCGUGGCGCGACCCGCCGCCCAUGGCGUGCCGCCCACAGCACCUCCCCCGCCGCCCCGGUGCUCGAACGUCGCUGCGCCACCCCAAACUGCCAUCCCCACAUUUCCGACUGACAAUAGUGUCACAAGUACUGUACCUAGGCGGGGGCGGCGGCGGUGGGGGCAGCGGGGGUCGCGGGGGCGGUGGGGGCAGCGGGGGCGGCGGGGACGGCUGGGAAUAG